Molecule: messenger RNA, 327 nt
Organism: Colletotrichum spaethianum
Lineage: Eukaryota; Fungi; Ascomycota; Sordariomycetes; Glomerellales; Glomerellaceae
Exons: 2
Coding region: 1-327 (108 amino acids)
Source: RefSeq, a predicted model, not a curated record
AUGCGCGAAUGCAACUUCACUGGUGCGGACUACACGCGCGACAAAGACAGGCUCGUCGAUAAUAUUCGCGUCGUGGCGCAAAGACCCUUCCUGUCGUCUAGCGGAAAUGCCAUGGGCAACGCAGGCAGAGUCAAAAGCGGAAGUGCCGCGGCCGCGGCGGCCAUUAGGACAGAAGCUUCUCUUGCGGAAAUCUGUCAUAAUUGGCUGGUGUAUGGACGUGGAUUAAUGUUGACGAUGCGGCGCCUGGCGCUCGGCAGGUGGAGAGAUCCACAAUACACGGAAAGGAGCAAGGUCGGCGGAAUGAUUGGACAGCGCUCUGAAGUUUGA